AACGUCCAGUGGGAGUGUACGAAGUCGCGAUCGAAAAACCGGUUCCGAAAAAUUGUCGAAGUGUGUACGAUUCCUCAGUGUAUUUUCAGUGACGUGAUGGCUACGAGCGCAGGUGUUGGGAAGGGUACCUAGGAGUUGACUGAUGUCGGAGACUAAGAUGAAGGAGUGCGGCAGGGCGACGCACGCUUGGCUCGCCAGCCUGUGUAUAGUGUCCGUGGUGGUCUCUGGGUACGUGCUGUACAAGCAGUCCCUACUGGAGUCCCGGCUGGAUGCUCUGGAGAGACAGAACCAGGUCCCUGGGGAACUCCUGGUGGAGAGGCUCCGGCGAGAGGUCGGCAGGAAGUACUCGCAGCAUACGCGGGUGGUGAGGGACACUAGCGACUGUUCAUGUCCAGGUCCCCCAGGACCUCCUGGAAAACGAGGGAAGAGGGGCAAAAAGGGUGACCCGGGAGAACCGGGACCAUCGGGUCCAUUGGGUCCUCCUGGCAAGAAUGGCUUUCCGGGCCAAAAAGGCGCCAAAGGGGACCGAGGCUACAUGGGCCCGAUCGGACUGGACGGCCCCAAAGGAGACCCGGGUCGGCCGGGUGACAAAGGACAAAAAGGUGAAUCUGGAAGUCCAGGCUUCGACGUCUACGCAGCUGUCAAGGGCCUAAAGCGGUCAGUGACGACGCUGCGGGGCGGAACCCUGGGCUACGCCGAGAUCGUAGCAGUCAAGGGAGAGCCAGGUGAGCCUGGACCGCCGGGACCUCCGGGACCACAGGGUCCUGAGGGACUCCCUGGACACGACGGCAGACAGGGUAUACCAGGAGAACCGGGAGCGCCGGGAGAGAAGGGAUCGCCGGGUCCUGUAGGGCCUAUGGGACCUCAAGGGGAACCUGGAGUUGCUGGACUUAAGGGAAUGAAAGGAGAGAGGGGACACUUGGGACCUCCAGGUUUCCCUGGACUUCCAGGAUACAGAGGACUUCCUGGUGACAAAGGUGAUAAAGGUGAGCGAGGGUUGACGACGACGUUGAAUGGAGACCAGUUCCCGACAGGAAUCAUCGAGGGUCCUCCUGGACCUCCUGGACCACCAGGCGCCAGGGGGGACAAGGGGGAUCUCGGUCCCACAGGCCCCCCCGGAAUGCCAGGAGAGAAGGGGGCUAGAGGCAAACGUGGCAAGAGGGGAGGAGUCCCAAAUCUUCCCGGACUUCCAGGACGUCCGGGUCUUCCAGGUGAGAGAGGUCCUCAGGGAUUACCAGGACCUAAAGGAGACCGAGGGCUACAAGGUCCCCCAGGAGAUGCAGCAAUGGGAGAACCUGGGCCACAGGGUCCCCCCGGACUCCCGGGUCAGUAUGGACCAAAGGGAGAGAAGGGAGACUAUGGUGACAUAGGACCCCCGGGUUUGAUGGGUCCUCCAGGACUACCUGGACCUCCUGGCUAUCCAGGCCAGAAGGGUGACAAGGGAGACAAAGGAGAAUCGAAAUAUAAGAAGCUCAGAAGAAGACAGGGAGAUGGCACAUUCGACUCUAUCGGAGGAGCGGAAGUUGUAGUCGGACCCCCUGGACCACCAGGCCCCGCAGGAGUUCCAGGUCUACAAGGUCCUCCAGGAAUCAAGGGAGACCGGGGCAUGGAUGGUGCCAAAGGAGAACCAGGAGAUAAAGGAUCAAAAGGUGAUCCUGGACCCAUGGGACUACCAGGUCCCAUGGGGCUGAGAGGCGACUCGGGUCGGCCGGGUGACAUAGGCAAGCCCGGACAGAUGGGACCUCCAGGACUUGAUGGAAUGAAGGGAGGCCAAGGUGAACCUGGAACUAAAGGAGAGAGAGGAGACCCCGGACUGCCUGGUACUGAUGGAAUACCCGGUACAGAGGGACCUAAGGGAGACAAAGGCACAAAAGGUGAAGCGGGUCCCAUCGGAAAGCGAGGGAGAAAGGGCGAUAAGGGAGACAAAGGUGACCAGGGAGUUCCCGGACUGGACGCUCCUUGUCCCAUCGGCCCCGAUGGACUACCACUACCAGGCUGCGGCUGGAGACCACCCAAGGAGUUGAGUGAACACACGACUCCGUCCUCCAUGUCUAUUACCCCCGAGCCCCCGGCGGAGGACUAUGAUGAUGGUGGGGAUGAUGAAUAUGAGGAGUAUCCUGACCCCAACACUAACAACUACCAGCCCACCAAAUAACAGGUCUAAACCAAAUGAAUGCAUUUCGAGAUGAAUAUUUGACAGAGUCUACUGCCAUGUACAUAUACCCACCAGAAACAGAUACAGAACUCUAGUGAAGUGAUAGUGAAGUGACAGCUAGCUUAGUUAAAUGUUUUAUUUUUGUACAUAAUAGAAAAAACAUUUUCGUUUUCGUUUUGUUAAGUUUUUAUCUACUUGAUGUAAAUAAGAACAAAACUAUAUGUAAGUCAUAGUUUUUUACCUCAUAUUAGAAACUUUUUUAUACAUCAUAGUGUCUUGAUAUUUACAUUGAAUAUUACUUAAAUGUUUUACGUACAUGUAGACUUUUAGGAGAUAAGAAAUUAACCAAAGGAGUUAAGGGUUUGAAAUGAAAGUUGGAAUUGAAUUUUUAAACACAAGCUUCAUCAAUUAUCCGGUUACAUGCUGAUUAAUUAUUGAUUUGGUUCAUAGAAUAUUUAGUCCAUGUUCUAACAAUACAAAAAGAAUUGAUUGUUUACUUUGUGAUUAUAAGAAUGUAUUACACUGGUUUAGUAAUGUAGUUCUUUGUCAAUUCAAAAUUUCAGCUACAUUACCUUUGUUAGUUGAAUGUAUUGCCUUGUGUUAUUACUUUUCGUUUUAGUUUUACAUGUAUAGUAUUUUGUGUGUGUUAAGCAUUUGGUAAGAACGCUUUAAUUUAUUAUCAAACUUUUGUAUGUAUUAUCAGUUCCUAAUACUCCUCUUUCUUCAUAAAUACUUGUUUCAAACACUUAUUUGGUAGGUACUGUAACUAUGUACAUACUUUUAAAAUAAAUAAUUACAAGCUAAACAACAAAAAUUAAUAUAUUCUAUCCAGGCACAAAACAACAAAUAUAAGAGAUUCACUUUUGAAGCCUAAUGUCUAAAAUAUGUAAAUCAUACUAUUAAAAACUGAGUUCAGUACCAUCACAAACAACCUAUAAUGUUUCUUUUAUUAAAUACUGUAUUUUAAUUGUAUUAAUGCUUAUUUUUGUAUUGGCAAAAAUGUUAACAAUUGUAGUUUUGUAAUGACUGGAGCAUGCAAAUUCCUUGUGAAGAGUCUUUUAGAAUCAAUCUUGGAUUAAAUAGAAACAAGUAAGAUCAGUUAACUUUGAAUAUUUGACAGUAGGAUACAUUUAUUUCAUUUGUCUACAGAUACGUUAAAGCCAACUUAAAUUUUUCUUCCUUAACAAUAACUUUCAACACUUACCUUUUAUGUACAAAACAACUGUAAACUGUAAACUUUUAGAUGAUAAAACUGUAUAUUAAACCUAGUGUAAGAGAUGUUAAAUGGCGGAUUUCCAAUAGUUUUUAUUUAUUUGUACAAUAAUUUGACUGCUGUUUUUUUCAAUCAGUGCCAAAUAUUAAAACAGUUUUAUGAAAAUGUCAAUAAUUAAACAUCACAUUAUAUUCUUUA
Molecule: messenger RNA, 3566 nt
Organism: Macrosteles quadrilineatus (aster leafhopper)
Lineage: Eukaryota; Metazoa; Arthropoda; Insecta; Hemiptera; Cicadellidae
Product: collagen alpha chain CG42342-like
Exons: 27
Coding region: 143-2155 (670 amino acids)
Source: RefSeq, a predicted model, not a curated record